GGCAAUUGCAGCCGGAUACAUCCCUGCUGCUGAGUCCUGCACAUUUGUUACAAAUUUUGUAACAUUUUGGGCUUAUCUAAAGAGCCAACAGCUAGAGUCAGAGGGGCAUGUGACAGUCCAUGUGGUGUGGGAGAGAAGCCCGCUUCUCCCUGCCUGGUCAUGUGUAAGAGGAGCACAGUAUUAAACAGAUCCUGGGAAUUUCUGGAGUUAAUUUGUCUUUACCAAUUUCAUAACUUCUGAGUGCAUGAGGUCUGAAUUUUCAGUAUGGUGGCAUUUGUGGUAAUUGAAAGGGUCUCAGAAGUGAGGAUCGAAAGUGGCAUUGCACUGUGUAGGAUUUUGUGCAAUGUAGUGGGCUGGUCCAGACCUCUCCCAAAAAGCAAGGAAGAAAAGUCCCAGUGCUGUCUUCAGACCUGCAGCUUGACUGUGUCCCAGACUAUCCUUCUUCUGCACGCUUGGAAGAGGGUUUGAAGUUGCUGGGGUUGUUGCUGUGUGUCCAGCUGCUGUUCACGACACAGCUCUGGCAGAGCACAAACCCGUUGGACAUCCAUCCAUGCUGCAGGGAGUGUGCAGCCUCCCAUGGGUCUCAUGGAGACUGCAGUGGGCUCUGGUAGCUGGAGACGGCUGGUGGUGAUGGGAGCCUGUGGUGAUGGUUUGCAAAGCGUUUACCUGGUUCCUCCUGCUGCUUGCCAGAGCUUCUCCCUUGAGGAGGAUGACUUGAACUUAACAUCACUGGAUGCAGAAACCAUCUUGGAGGCUGAAGAGAUCCUGGGGACGAUGCAGAACUACCUCGACUCCUCUGUGAUCUCCAUCAUUGAGGACCUCUCCCUCAAUGAGCAGAACAAGGCCUGCCUGGAUGCGCAGAAUGAGCUGUCCCUGCUGACUGCCAUCACGGAGAUCCUGGACAGCACGGAUGAUGAGACCUUGUCCCCCUUUGACACCGUCGUGGAUGCGGAGCUGCUGACCUCGCCUCGGGAGCGGGAGAAUCCCUCAUUUCAGAAGUUUCUCAGCUUAUCCCGGCCGUCCUUUGAGCGCGAGAGCCCUGCCCUGGAGCAGCCCAAGGGUCUCUGGCCUCUGAGCAGCAGCAGCAGCAGCAUCUCUGUCGUUGGGAAGACCGACAAAGACCUGAUUUGGGACCGUGCUGCUCACAGUCUUGAGGACCCAGCACCACCGAAGAAGCAAGUGUGCAGCACCCCAAGGGUAGAGAGGAAGCUGGGCCGACACCGGGCCCAAGAGCAGCCCCUGCUGCAGCGCAGUGAUGGGGAGGAAGAGGAGGAGGAGGCUGCUUUGAGCCCAGAGCUAGGCAGCGGUGUAGAGGCUGCGGAGUUCUGUGUGAGUGGGACUGGAGUGGCAUUGGAGGAGCGUGAAGACCCCUGUAUCAUCAACACAGGUGAUGUGUCCCUGAGUGAGCUGGUGAAGUCCAUGCACCCCUACUGCCUACCCACCUUCACUGUGUGCCUGGAUCCUGAUAAUGAGCCCGUGGCCAAGGAGCUCUUGAAUGGUCCCGUCUUGUUGGAAAUUGUGCCUGGUGAGGGAGAGAGCAUGGAGAUCCCUGUGGUCUUGCAGCCGUUGGCCCCUACCUUCCCUGGCCUGGAAACACAGCUCCUAGAAGCAGAGGAGGGUGCUGAGGAGUCGAUUCUGGAGGAUCACAAGGGGCUGCAGGGAGCCCCUGCCCAGGAAAACAAGUUGGAGGAGGUGGAGAAGAGGCCACUUGAGAAGGAACCCUCCUCCACAGUUCCGGAGAGCAAGUCCCCACCUGAGACAACAGCACCUGGAGCCUAUCGUCCAGUGAGCAGCUCUCAGUGCAGCACGGAGGCCCUGGCUGGUGGGAAGCGUGAGAGCUCUGAGAAGGGCCGCGGGCGCGAGAGAGCAAGGAAGAGUCGGAAAAAGAAAGCAGAGGAAGCCCAAAGUGAACAGGCCAGGCCAGGCAGGGACUGCGUGGCCCACCGGCUCCGCUCAGCCAGCUCCACACGGCCUCAGGCCCUGGGUCAAGCGCCCGCCAGCCAGCGCCGGGCAGCGCGACCCUCCGUCCAGGUGUCGGACUUCCUGGCCAAGCAGCUGGAACAAGCCAGGAAGGAGGGACAGAUGGAGCUGCAUGCUGACCGGGCCCCCCGGCCCCGGGGCAGACCCCGGAGCACAGCGGGGACCUCCCUACUUAAAAAGGAGCACCUGGAGCCUCAAAAAGACCCGGAGCCAAAAACAGUGGGUGCGGCCUUGGCUGCAGAGAAGGCUGGGAUUGUGGUGCUUUUGGAGAAGACUGCACCAAGCACGGAGGAGCUGCUGGCAGUGGUGCAGCCCAGCCCAGUAGAGCAGGAUGAGGCCAAGGAGGGGACACAACUGCCUGUCAGUCAAGACAGCAGGAACUCGGAGGCUGCCUCUCUGCUCCCCAGCGGGGAGCAGGGUGUGGGGAUGGAGCCGCCGCAGAGCCUGCAGGCGGCAGAGCUGGCCGAGGGCCUGCCCAGGGAAGCCAAGCCCAAGGCCCUGAGCCUGCGAGAGUACCGCAUGCGCAUGCUGCACCGGCAGCCUGGCCCAGGCAGCAGGAAGGACAGCAAGAAGCAGGUGGCCAGCAAGUGGCCCAGCAUCCCAGAGCCACCGACUGAGCUGGCAGAGAUCCCCUGCUUGGUAUCGCCCGUGCGCCCAGCCACUGAGACAGCCAGCGCCCAGAAGAGCCCAGAGAAACCUGCCAGCCCUGUUGCUGUCUCUUCUGCCAGCAAAGCUCCCACCACUUUGGCUCCAGCUCCGGCACCCCCUGCUGCUCCACUGCCCUCUGCAACACCGAUGCCUUUUGUUGCACCAAACGUGCCCCCAGCUGCGGGGACGGCCCCCACGGGGAUGCCGCCAGCCUCUGCCGGUGCUUACGCCCUUUACCCAUCAGUGCCUUCCUGGCCCAGCUUUGGCCCGCAGCCCGUGGGCUGCCAUGGUUUGCCCCCGCCGCCCAACACCGGCUCACCCAAUGCUUUUCACAUGGUGCCUGGCCUCCCGCCUCCAGCCAUGGCCUGGCCUCCGCCUGCCAUGCCGCCCCCACCUCCCUUUGGCCCUGGCACCCCCUAUGCCCCAGUAGGGUGGGCCCCGCCGUCCUACUGGCCGGGAAUCCCCCUGCCACCGCUGGUGCCUCCCCUGGCGUACGGAGACCCCGGAGCUGCCGUGCAGGGUGCUGCGGCUGCCGCCUUCCCGGCUGGCAGCCAGCCCGGCACAGCCCUGCUGCACGGGCAGCCUUCCCCGGCCCCCGCGCCAGGCUGCCCGGAGCCGCCCGCCUUCCUGGCGCAGUCGCCCGCGGCCCCCGCCGGUGAGGUGGGGGUCGCAGCUGGUCAGGCCAGGCCGACUGCCAGCAGGGUGUCUGACCCCAGGCGGCAGGCACGGCUGGCAGGGGAGACCCCCCUGCCCAAAGUCUCUCCAGGACCUGCCCCUGCCCAGUCCCUGGCAGCCCCUACCCAGCCCAGCAGGGUCCCUCUUGCAUCUCCAGCCCAGCAGGCAGCAGCCCCCUCGGCUGCCUCCACCCAGCCCCUGGAGGAGCCCCCAGUUUUGGCCUCCACCCAGCUCACGAAGGCCCCCCCAGCAGUCAUCUCUAGCCCUACCGAAGUGUCCCCUGCUGUUGUUCCUGUUGGGGAGUCUCCUGUCACCCACCCCAUGGAGGAGGCUGCAGGGCCAGGCAAGGGGGCAGAGGAGAAGAUCUUGCUGGAGACGAAGACAGCUGCCCAGCAGGAGCCCCCCAGCCACAAGCCCAUCUCCCAGGCCACUGCGGCACCUCUAAAAGCAGGACGAGAGAGCAGCCUGUCUGCCAGGGCACCUCCCGCACGGCCGUGGAGACAUCAGCCGCUCGUCAGCCUCGUGCAGCCCAGUGACAGCAGCAAGGAUAUCGUGCAAGCUUUCAUCAGUGAGAUCGGCAUCGAAGCCACUGACCUGUCCAGCCUGCUGGAGCAGUUUGAGAAGUCUGAAGCCAAGAAGGAGGAGGCUCCCGUGCAGCCCUCUGAGGACAGGCGGCAGGUGGCAAGCUCUGGAUCCGAGAACCAGCAGGACAGGAAGCCCCCAGACAGCCUACAGGCCUCUGAGCUGGCCAACGUGGCAGGCCUCACCCCGCCAGCAACGCCUCCCCACCAGCUCUGGAAGCCGUUGCCUGCUGUCUCACUGCUGGCCAAGACCAAAUCGCCUGGGUCGGGGCCCCAGGAAGGGACCCAGAAGACCACCAAGCUCACAAAAGCCAAACAGCUGCCCCAGAGCAAGCUCCAAGGGAAGAGCCCAGUGCCUGCUCCACCUGGCUCAGCCCCGAGCCACGUGUGCUUGGGAGACCACGAUUACUGCAUCCCGGGUACGGCACGGCUGGAGAACAGCACCGGCACGCAGCCCCCGGCCGAGAGCGGCUCCCGCUGGAACGUCAAACACCACCGGGACAUCACUAUCAAACCCAUCUCCUCCUUAACUAAACGGACGCUGGACCAGCCCAAGCCCACCCUGCCAACCCCCACCACCGCUGUGGGGUCCAGCCAGGAGCCCCUGGGGAAGGCCUGCCUAGCCCCCCUGGAUUAUCGGACUAGCAUCCCCAGCAAGGCCAUCGCAGGGUGCAGCAGCCCACCAACCUCGGUGCUCCUAUCUCCAGCCGCAUCCCCCUGUCGGGACCAGGAAAUGCGGACUGCCAGUGCCCAGCCCAGCCGUGCUGCUGCCAAGAGGUCCCUGCGCUGCUACCGGAGACCCCGGGACUCGCCCAGCCCUUCUACUGGCAGCUGGAGGGCUGGCAGGAGCCGUGCCAGCCGCUCUUUCAGCUCCAGUUCGGAUGGAGCUAGCGAGUCCUCAUCUUCGUCUUCAUCCUCAUCUUCCCGAUCCCGGUCAAGGUCGUUCUCCCCACCACCCAAGAGGUGGAGAAGAUACCGCUCAAGAUGCUCCCACAGCUCCUCCUCCCGCUCCAGCUGUGGGUCAUGUGGCAGAUCCCGAGACAGGUCCUCAUCCUCGUCAUCCUCUUCCUCCUACUCAUCCAGAUCCACAUCCCGCAGUCGGUCCCGGUCCCGCUCCCCCUCUCCACGUAGGAGGAGUAACAGGCGGAGAAGAUACAGUUACGAUGCGCAGGACCACUACCAAAGGCAGAGGAUCAUCCAGAAGGAACGUGCAAUAGAGGAGCGGCGAGUUGUGUUCAUUGGCAAGAUCCCCAGCAGGAUGACGCGCUCGGAGCUGCGGCACCGCUUCUCCGUGUUUGGGGACAUCGAGGAGUGCACCCUGCACUUCCGCUCUGAGGGGGACAACUAUGGCUUUGUUACCUACCGCUAUGCUGAGGAGGCCUUUGCUGCCAUUGAGAGUGGGCACAAGCUGCGGCGUCCAGAUGAGCAGCCAUUUGACCUGUGCUUUGGCGGCCGCCGGCAGUUCUGCAGGAGGAACUAUGCCGACCUGGACUCAAACCGGGAGGAUUUCGAUCCAGCCCCCGUCAAAAGUAAGUUCGACUCCCUGGACUUCGACACGCUGCUGCGGCAGGCACAGCGCAGCCUACGGAGGUAGCGGCAGGCAAGGCGGAGCGCCCGCCCCUGCUUUUGUACUGAAAUACAAAAGACAAAAAAGUACGGAGAGAGAGAUGGGUUUUUAAGAAAAAGAAAAAGGAAAAAAAUUUGUUUUAUAACCAAUAUUUAAGGAGGAUGGGUCAUUUCCCUUUGACGGGAGGGGCCCAGGCGAGUGGCAGCCCCAGGCUUGCCACAGCCCUGUAAUAAAUGUGGAUGCCCAAACACCA
This is a messenger RNA of Rhea pennata, 5704 nucleotides long. RefSeq names its product PPARG related coactivator 1 (gene PPRC1). The transcript has 13 exons. Lineage: Eukaryota; Metazoa; Chordata; Aves; Rheiformes; Rheidae. Gene Ontology annotation, molecular function: transcription factor binding; RNA binding. Gene Ontology annotation, cellular component: nucleus. The coding region runs from base 577 to 5478 and encodes 1633 amino acids. The record is from RefSeq and is a predicted model, not a curated record. Gene Ontology annotation, biological process: positive regulation of transcription by RNA polymerase II.